This is a messenger RNA of Trypanosoma cruzi, 1239 nucleotides long. RefSeq lists its product as uncharacterized. Bases 1 to 1239 code for a protein of 412 amino acids. The record is from RefSeq and is a predicted model, not a curated record. The transcript has a single exon. NCBI's taxonomy places the organism in Eukaryota, Euglenozoa, Kinetoplastea, Trypanosomatida, Trypanosomatidae.
AUGUGCGUUUGGAGUUUGCACGUACUUUGGGCUAAAGGCAGAAAAGUAGAAUUUUUGUGCCCGCGACAUUUGAACGAGACGCGUCCUUUGUUUGUGUUUUUGCGUGGUUAUGCGUACCGACUCCCAGUAAAAAUGUUUACACCCAUGUCGCGUUGUGACGGAGACAACAUGCCAACAUCUUCUUCUCCCGUGUCUGUCCGACGGGUUGUGGCGGAGCUGCUCGGCACUCACGCUGAGAGCCCCAGCCCUCAGCGUCUUGCCGCUGGAAUUGCACGCAGGCGGGGGGAAUUGACGGAAAUGAAGGGGGACACAUCACGUGACAGCCAGCUGCAACUGCGGCAGGAAUUUCUCUUUGACGUUGCGGAUGACUGGCAUGAUGCGUCGCCAACUGCGACUUCAUCCCCUCCUCCGCCAGGAGAAAAGGAAGAGCAACGGCCGGAGCAUCAUUCGCCCCUGUCUCCAACGUCCCCCUCCGCAUGGCAGAGGGAAGACAUUGCGAUCCGUAUGCGGCAGGCCAUACUACUACAGCGGGAGGAGUCUGUUGUGCGGCGUGAAAUGGAAGCCUUUGCGCGGGAGGAGAGGAUUGCGCAACGAGAGGAGCAGCUGCGCCUUCUACAGGAGCGUCUUGCUCCGAAGGUUGUGACGGACGCGUACCGACAGCAGUUGCACGAGGCAAAGUGCGAGUUGGAAGAGCGGGAACGGGGGGUGGCGCAACAACUCACUGCCCAGCGGCAGGAAAAGGAACUUCUCGACACGCGUGCCGAAGAACUUGACGUCCGCCAGCGUGAAUUGGAGGAGGAGCAGGAACGUCUGUUGAACGACACCCGCGAGCAGGUGGAGCGCAUCCACAACAGUGCACGCGUUCUACAGGAAAAGGAGGCCACCGUAGCACGGCGUGAAGAGAAUUGUUCUCAGCGCGAGUCCGAGCUGAUGCUGCAGCGCGAGUGCCUCCUUAGUUGGGAGGCCUCGCUGCGUCGCCAGCAAAGCCAGUUGGACGCGCAGUGUGCGUCUGUGGCGGAAGAAUGCGCCGCAGCCCGGGAAUUGUUAUCGCGCGAGAGCAAACUACAAGAACUGGAAAUACGCCUUAGCGAGCGUGAAGGGUCGCUGUGGAAGACAGCGGCAGAGAAGGUGCCGAAUGGUCAAGGGGAGUUGAAGAGCCUGAUAGAAUUUCUUAGAGGUAUCCAGGACGAACUUUUUGCAUGCGAGCCCAUUAGACACGCAGGCUCUGCGUUAUCGUAA